This is a messenger RNA of Achroia grisella, 5833 nucleotides long. RefSeq lists its product as uncharacterized. The record is from RefSeq and is a predicted model, not a curated record. Gene Ontology annotation, molecular function: protein binding. Lineage: Eukaryota; Metazoa; Arthropoda; Insecta; Lepidoptera; Pyralidae. The coding region runs from base 231 to 3998 and encodes 1255 amino acids. The transcript is spliced from 15 exons.
CCGUCUAUUGUGUUCCUACUAUGAUACUCGACUUAUUAUAAUUGGCAAUAUAAAAAAAAGUAAUUGUGUUCUUAAUUCAAAAUAAUGUAAUCAUAGAUUACUUAACUUUUUAAUUCGCGAGUGUCUGUGCUUACCGUGUUCUAUAUUUAAAAUGCGUAUGUAAUCUGCAAGUGUAUCACGUAAUGUGGGUCAGCAAAAGUAGUCAACAAUAGGUGUUCUGCAAAAAUGUAAUGGCCAGCAGAACUGUGAGGAAAGUAAAACGAAACAAGGGCAAAGAUUCCAAUAUUACUAACGUGUCUCUUGAAGAUUCUCUGCUUCCUGCCGUAGAAGUCACUCCGCCAGACAAAGAUAUGAAAAUUAAGAUAUUAAAAAAAAUUGCCGAACAGAAAAAUAACUCUAACAUCAAUGAAACUGAAACGAAAAGUUUUCCUCAAAAUCUAACUACAAACUCGAAAUCAGUGGACAAAAUGGCUGACUUUAGUGUGAACCAACUCAUAGCCGAAUUAUCAGAAAAUUCAAGAGCAUCGAAAGGCGAAAUUGAAAACAUACAAAGAAAGUUACUUCACCAAGCCAAUGAGAUAUUAAAAGUAAACGCUUUUGCAAACUCGCAAACUUUAACUGAGCCUCGCAUUAUAGAUACUAUGCAAAAAUAUGAAAAUAAACCAGUGUACGGCCGGAUUCCAGUAGUUGUACCUAGAAAUCCCAACGCAGCACCUCAAAUGGUUGUCGUAACAAAUCACCAAGAACGCAGGUUCGACGUUUCGCGCCAAAACCUGACUAGACCAAACAUGGCGGUCAUUCCGAAGGCCGACGACGCCCGUCGCGCGGACAAUCAACUUAACGACACCCAACUAGUCCCAGAGAGGCUCCAAGAAGUUUCCGCGCAAUUCCCCAUGGAUAAUACGGGGGCAAUGAUAAAUAGCGACCAGGGAAAUAUGCAAAGGGUCGCCUCGUCGUCGGUGGACGCGGGAAGAGGUGCUUUUUUCUACGAAACAGGUUCUGCUGCGAGUCGCCCGGCUGCCAGUGCGCGGGCCGCUCCGACAAGAGGUACGGUCGAGGCUGUGCCUCCGUACAGGAUGCCACCAGCCCCGGAGGCGGCUCUGCCGGGUGCUCCGGCGCCGUCCACACCUGCCGCACUUCACACGCACUCCGCAAAGUUUCCCAUAGAACGAGAAGUGAUAUUAUCAUCAGGUGACAAGAACUCCAAAGUUCCAAUACUACAAGAAGCCAGGAAGAGGGGCAGACUAGGAGCCGUAGCACCUGAUACUCCACCCAAAGCACUAUCAGCCUGGACCCACGCAGAGAACCAGCAAGCUGGGACAUCUGGCGACAACUACAGACAAUACCACGAGAAUUAUAACUACGCAAUGCAUCAAAACCAAAACCAAGGCGCCAUAUCUAGAAACGUUCAAGGCCAAUACGACUCACCCAAGCCUCCGAUUCCCGCAAAAAAUUACGGUCAAAAACCUGACACUCCAAAUAAUUCACAACUAAUAACGGUUACAGUCGAAACUGGUAAAGACAAUACGAGAGAUGCACCGAAAAGUAGCAAAUCCGUAAGCAAAACGUACCACACUUUAAAAGAUAUGAUAUCGAGCAGAUUCAAAAGUAAAGAAAGUAAUGAGAGUGAUAAAGGAAAUGAACAAGAAUCAGGAUUGAAUAACAGCGAAGAGAGAAAGAGGCCUGAACCUGAGCAGGUUACCCCAAGAGAUAAUAGUAACAGGAAGAUGGAACAGGGAAUCUAUGGUAGACCCGUCCCUCAUAAUAGGCCAGAUAUGCAGUACAACCACGUAAUACCUAACAACAAUAUGGCAUACCCUAGUCCUUCUCCACACAGACAAUUGAUGCAGCAACAAAUAGUCCAACAGCAUAUGCUUCUGAAUCAGCAGGCCAGGUCGCAAGAAAUGCUAGCCUCGACUCCACUUGCUCGUCAGUCCCAAGCUUUAGGAGCCGAUGCCUUGUACCAGCACUAUGGUCCGCCUGGUAGAAGAAGUGCAAUGUACCAGAGAGACAUCGAUGUUAGAUCUAUGGCUAACUUCACAUCCUUAAAGACUGGACCACAAACUCAGUUUGAUAAUUCACAUUCAAGACCAGACCUCAGAAGUCCACAACAGUUAGAAAGAGAAAUAAUAAGACAAAGAGGUUUAGUAGAAGGAAGACGGGCUGCGUCACAUCCACACCUUUUAGAUGAUCCCCAACCAAGAGCGGAAGUGACAACACCACAAAUACAUGACCGAUCUAGAAGAAACUCUCAUGGGAAUCUUCUCGAAGCAUCAUUAAAUGAUUCUGGUCCUCCAAAGAAUAUUUGUGAUGAACGAGAGUCAGAUGAUGGAGGAUUUAGAUCAAGAUUAGUUGCGCAAGGUAGAUCUAGCUUCGAAGAGAGAAUCCGCACUAGUGGAAGAUCGAUUGAAUCGCACAGACAAGAAAGACUUCAAGAAAAUGUGUAUAGAAGAACGCCCGAAAUACAAAAAGAGCGAAGAACACCGGACUCGUUGAGACCGAAACAAAAAGAAGAAACUAUAGUAUCAAGUCAAGUGGCAGAGAGGAAUGAUGAGAGUGCAAGUCAGAAGUCUGCUGAUAGUGUAUAUAAUUCUGCUACAAAAGCAGAAACUUAUAAUCCUCAGCCAUCAUCAUCAAGACAGACUCCGAGUAGGAUAGAAGAUUUAAAAAGUCAUGGAAAGAAAGGGGCAGGCUCUGGUGCUAGUUCAGACUAUGAUAAAAACGGCGGUCAAUCGUCUAAUGUGGACUCUGGUCGAGGCAGUGUGGCUUAUUCGAGUGGCAGAAGACCAGAAGCCAGUCUACAUGACACAUCAGCUGAUUCUGAUGCCAUAGGCCCUUCGAGGACACAACCACAGCCUGGAACUAGUCAACAGCCUCCUGGACAAGCUGGUGAAAACGAGUGGGCGGAUUUAGUAGAAUGUGAACUGCGGCAGAUACUGGAACCGAAACUGGCCGGCAUGAGGCUCGAUUCUUCAGGAAGUUCUGAUAGCUCUGUGACCCCACCACUGCCUCCAUUGUCUCCAUCCUCUGAUAUGCACAAACGAAAUAGUCUUCCAGGUCGUGCCUCUGAAUAUCCUGAGGAGAGGAGACGCGGACGUGACUCCCCGCGCUGGCACUCGCACAAGAAACACUCAUCAAAACGUGACAACCAUUAUAAGAAGCAUUUAUUCGGAUUGGACACAACGGACAUGACAUCAACAACUACACGCAGCCUGGAUCUCUCUUCACUGCUAGAUGGCAGGACAGACAGCGACGCGUCUACUGGAGACGCGAGGGCCAUCAGGAGACAGCUUCGAGGACUGGAGAACAUGUACGCUGAAGUGCUGCAACUACUGGGAGUAAGGAAGCCCGCCAGUCUCGCGAAACAACCCACUUGGGAGUCCAGAUUAUCAUCUAAGCGUCGCUACGGGAGCAUGUCAUCUCUACCAUCGAGUUCAGUGAGCAGCAGACCAGUCCGUGAUAAAAGACGCAGCUCUAAUGAUCACAGAAAGAAACACGACCUCAAGGGCAUUAACAAGCGGUUCCAGCGGCUUGAGUCCCACGUGGUGACCUUAGCCAGAUCGGUGGCACAUCUAUCCAGUGAGAUGAGGACGCAGCAUCUCGUAAUGCAGGAGAUGGACAACAUCCGCGCGGAGAUCGCCGCGUUACGCCACAUGUACAAGUCACAACAGCACAUCCGUUCAGGCCACCACAGACACUCCGACCCGUACUCAUUCAGCAACCCUGACCGAGUGAAGCGACUCACCAAAUUCUUCGGAGACGAACCACCACUCAUGAGGCUGUUCUUGAAGAAACUCGGAUACGAGAAAUACGCAGCGCUUUUGGAAAAAGAGAAAGUUGGUGCAGCAGAGCUACCAUAUGUUGGUGAAGAUAAACUACGUGCUUUGGGCGUGCCGCUAGGUCCCAGGAUGAGGAUACUGAAGGAAGCAGGCGUACACCAGGAAUUACACAGACGGGAUGACGCCCACAAUACAACCACCACAUUAGCUAUUGUCUAAUUAGCAUAUCAUUCACAAAUUAAUUAAUUAGUGAUAAUAAAAUUUAAUUAUUUACAAAUAAUUAAACAGUUACCUAUUAUUUAAUUGAUUAAUGAAAUUUAAUUAAUUAUUUAAUGAACUUUAAUUAUUUUAAUUAAUUAAUUUGUGAUGAUAUCACAUGCCUAGUUAUCUAGCUGUAUAUAUAUUUGUAUCACCAGUUGAGAUCAUUUUUUUAUUUUUAAUAUGUAUGUAGACGACUAGACAUCAUACAAUUCUAUUUAUCAUCAAUAAGGAAGUAAUUACUUUACAAUUAAUCAAUUAUACAAAAACUGUGAUCAAAAAUAAACGACUGAUAAAAUAAAGUUCAGAAAACUGUAAUUUUUAGUAAUCAAUAAUCGUCGUAUAUAUAAAUUAACUUAAGUACAUGUGAGGCAACUGAAAAUUAAAUUUAUAUUUAAAUUUAAUUUUCAGUUUGAAAUAAUCACAUGUAUUUAUGGAACAUUAUGUGUUAAGUAUAUCUAUGUAAGUAUAAUGAAGUACAUACUAUUAAAUAUUUCAAAUUCAAUAUAUUAUGGGAUCGAAUUUACUGUGGAUAUAUUUAGGACCAUUUUUAUUUUUCAGUAAUAUCCCGCCAAAAACUUCUAGUGUUAAUACUCAAUUUGCAUAAGUAGGUAUUAGAGUUUAGAUUAAAGGUAAUCGAUAUAAUGAUAAAUACCUAAAUAAUGCAGUGGUAUUAUAACAAAUGAUCGAAUAAUCGAAAGAUGAUACUCGUGAAUACAUGUUUAAAAGUAUUAAUACUCAAAUAAUUACGUAGAUAAAUAUUUUAAGAACUGGUUAAAAAAAUAAAUAACACAAAUAAUUCGCGUUUCUUUAUAGGAAUAUCCGAAAAAAAUACUCGUAUUUUUUUGUACAUAUUCGAAUAAAAAAUAAAUAUUAUUUUUUUAUCAUAGUCAUUCAAUAAUUCAUAUUCUCUGUGGUAAACUACAACGAAAUAUAUUCUAAUUAUUAGCUUAAGUAUUUUAUAUUCACUAUGGUCUAAAGGUAAUUAAUUAUGGAAAUAAAAAAUAUUCCAUUAUUUAUAAAUAUAUUUCUAAUAAAAACAUUUUACAUUCAAUUCUCAUUCAUAAAUUAUUGUACAAACUAAUUCAUAAAAAUUGGAGAAUAUUAUCUUAUUCUAAUGUCAUUAACAGUUUCCACUUAUGUACCUAGAUGGCGUUAGUGAACAAUUUAAAAAUUGAUGUUAAAUUUCAUCAUGUCACAUUAAAAUAGUAAUAAAUAAAUAAAUAAAUAGAAGUAGCCAGAGACAUUUGCAACUAUUGAAACAUUAUGAUCCUCUAUCAUAGGUUUCCAAUUUAGACUGCCAAUACUUUAUGAUUGUGUUCUUUAUAAUUAGGGUAUUAAAUAGGAAUCUAUAGUAAUAUUAUAAUAAGUAUUUUAAUUUGUAAAAAGAAUUACAGGCAGUUUUCUUUUUUUUUGUAAGUCAGUUUAAACCAGUUGGACACUGAUCACUCAACUGUUGCAAGAAAAACUAAAUAGAAACUCAGAUCAGUCUAAAAAUAUAUUAAUGUGUUUAAUAAAAUUUUGAACAUUUUACUUAUAUUAAAAUUUAAAAAUUAAGUCUUCGACUACAUUGUGUUAUUGCAUAAUUCCAACAUAAAUGUCCAAACCAUACUUAAAAAAAACUCUAUAAUUGUCUUUAGUCCAUUGUCAGAUGUCCGCCAUUUUGCAAUGAUAAUUUUAUUUUAAAAAGCGCGGGCUGACUGCGAGCGCGGUCUUUCGCGUUCUCUUUGUCUACAUUUCAUGCUCACUCUUUCUUUCUUGGAAGAGUGUAGAGAUAAAGGUAACUAUUACCACAG